AUGGAGUUUGAUAACAGCUCAAUUGCCUACUUCACCAGUAACUUCACGGAGAUUCCCAACACCACCACAGCUCCACCCUGGAGUGAGGGCACGCUCCUCGGCCUCCAGGUGUCCCUCUCAGUUCUGUUGGCCAUCGUCACCUUGGCUACCGUGCUUUCAAACGCAUUUGUCAUCACCACUAUCUUUCUGACCAGAAAGCUCCACACCCCUGCUAACUUCCUGAUAGGCUCCCUGGCCGUCACAGACCUGCUGGUGUCUAUUUUAGUCAUGCCAAUCAGCAUUGUCUAUACUGUCAGCAAAACCUGGUCUCUCGGGCAAAUUGUUUGUGACAUCUGGCUGUCAUCUGAUAUCACCUUCUGCACAGCUUCCAUCUUGCACCUGUGUGUGAUUGCAUUGGACCGCUACUGGGCCAUCACAGACGCGCUGGAGUACUCGAAACGUCGCACCAUGCGUCGAGCAGGGAUGAUGGUCGGGGUAGUGUGGGUGAUUUCUAUAUCUAUUUCCAUGCCUCCUCUUUUUUGGCGGCAGGCCAAAGCCCACGGAGAGCUGAAAGAGUGUGUGGUGAACACAGAUCAGAUCUCUUACACCCUUUAUUCUACUUUUGGUGCCUUCUAUGUUCCCACCGUGCUUCUCAUCAUCCUCUACGGACGGAUUUAUGUUGCUGCCCGAUCUCGCAUUUUCAAGACCCCAUCGUCAUCUGGGAAGCGUUUCACAACAGCACAGCUCAUCCAGACCUCGGCAGGCUCCUCUCUCUGCUCUCUUAAUUCUGCCUCCCACCAGGAUGCACACCCACACUCUGGCACUGCGGGAGGUGGAGGAUCGCCUGUGUUCAUGAAUAGUGUGAAAGUGAAGCUGGCAGACAGCGUGCUGGAGAGGAAACGUCUUUGUGCGGCACGUGAGAGGAAAGCGACCAAAACACUGGGCAUCAUCCUGGGUGCGUUCAUUGUUUGCUGGCUCCCGUUCUUUGUUGGCACGCUGGUAGGGGCCAUAUGUAAAGAAUGCUGGUUUGAUCCUGUACUGUUUGAUAUCUUUACUUGGUUGGGUUACCUCAAUUCCCUCAUCAAUCCUGUUAUAUACACCGCAUUCAACGACGAGUUCAAGCAGGCUUUCCAAAAACUCAUGAAAUGCAGACGGAGCUUCUGA
Messenger RNA from Menidia menidia (Atlantic silverside), 1143 nucleotides. NCBI's taxonomy places the organism in Eukaryota, Metazoa, Chordata, Actinopteri, Atheriniformes, Atherinopsidae. The record is from the annotation of a GenBank genome assembly.